AUGGCCGAAACCAAACAGCCAGAGGGAUUAUCUAUCCUCAACCCAUUCCCUGCCAGCAUAGCAGGGCCGGAUCUCUUACAUGACUUGGUCGAAUCCAAAACCGGCACAGCGAUAGAGUUCUUUUCGAGAUCGGGGAAGAGCUGCACUCUAUCGUAUGUUGAACUACAUGCUGCAGCCGAAGUCCUAGCACGGCGCAUCGUCAACAGUCUACAAGGACGUGAAGACUCCGACCAACCACAACCAAAGUCGUUCAUCGUGCCACUGCUCAUUCCACAGUCGCCGGCAUUGUAUGUAGCCCAGCUCGCCAUUCUCAAGGCCGGCGGUGCUUUCUGCCCGCUCAAUUUAGAUGCUCCGCAGGAGAGGAUCAAGUUCAUCCUCAACGAUGUGGAUGCACGAGUCGCUCUCUGCAGCUCAGAACUGGCAGAGAGAAUCCCCGGUGGCAAUGACAAAGUCAAAGUUCUAAUUCUGGACAACCUCCUACCCACAACAACACCAUCGACAGGCUCUGACCCCAGCAGAAAGCCUGGGCCCAUCACUUUCUCUCAGCCAUCACCAGAAUCUUUGGCGUACGUCAUGUACACGUCCGGGUCGACUGGGACACCAAAGGGCGUUGGAAUCUCCCACCGGGCAGCUACGCAGGCACUUCUUGCCCAUGACCGGCACAUACCGAGCUUCAAGCGCUUUCUGCAAUUCGCCGCACCCACCUUUGAUGUCUCGGUCUUUGAGAUAUUCUUUCCCCUCAUGCGAGGUAGCACCCUGGUCUGUUGUGACCGCGGGGAGAUGCUAGCGGAUCUUCCUGGAACGAUCACAGGAGCUGACAUCGACGCAUGUGAGCUGACACCGUCAGUUGCAGGCAGUCUGCUAAGAACCCGGGAUGCAGCGCCAUGUCUCAGGUUACUGUUGACCAUCGGCGAAAUGCUCACAGAACCAGUCGUGAAGGAGUUUGGGGGCGACACGAUUGAGGACAGCAUGCUUUGGGGCAUGUACGGCCCUACCGAGGCAACCAUUCACUGUACACUACAACCAGCCUUUCUCAAGAAGAAAAGCCGCAAGAACAUUGGCUUCCCUCUCGACAACGUCUCUGCAUUCAUCAUCGAUGCAGAUCCGUCACGGCCUUUUGAGGUCCUCCCCUUCGGCCAAGCUGGUGAGCUUGUGGUAGGAGGCACUCAGCUUGCUGUCGGCUAUGUGCAGAGACCAGAGCAGACGGCCUCGGUGUUCAUCGAUUCCCCGUACGGGAGAGUCUAUCGGACGGGAGACAAGGCCAUAAUGGCUGGUGACGGCACGAUCGAGUGCCUCGGGCGGCUCAACGACACGCAAGUAAAGCUGAACGGGCAACGCAUGGAACUCGGCGAGGUCGAGCAAGUCGUGCUCGGCACGCCUGGCUGCCAUAGUGCGGUAGCUGCCAUCAUCUCAAACACCCUUGUGGCGUUCGCCGCUGUGGAAGAUACGGCGUCAGCGGAGCAAGAGAUCGCGGACCGCUGCAAAGCAUGGCUCCCUGCUUUCAUGGUGCCUGCCGAGAUCCGAGUGACGAACGACUUCCCUCGCCUGCCUUCCGGCAAAGUUGAUCGCAAGAAGUUGGUUGCGGACUACGAGGCUCGCGAGAGGGAGAGCGAAGCCACGGAAGAGCAAUACGCAGACGAUGUGGAGAGAAAGAUCUGUCGUGUGGCAGAAGACAUACUUGGUCGCCAGAUUCGACCUGCAUCAAGGAUUGCUUCAGCAGGCAUUGACUCUCUCGUCGCCAUUGAGUAUGCCUCUGGACUUCGCCGAUCUGGAAUCGACGUCAGUGUCAUUGACAUCCUGGAGAGUGCAACAAUACACCAUCUCAACAACACAUUGAAGCAUCGUCUGCAGAGACAGGUGAAGCCGACAAACCACGACAGACAAGGAUCUGCUGAGACCGAUCUUUCGAGAACACCACCGCUGUUAUAUGGAGAGUCACUAGGUAGCGAGGACACAAAUCGUGUCGCGAGCGUCGCUCCGUGUACCUUGCUCCAGCAGUCCAUGAUCAGCGAGACGCUGCAAGACCCACGUCUGUACGUCAAUGAGUUGCGCAUUGGAUUUCCCGCUGGUACAUCGCCUGAAUCAAUCCAAGAGUGGUUCUGUACCAUUUGCGACUACAAUCGGAUUCUUCAAUCAGGGUUUGUACAUGGGAAAAAGGAUCUGUGCAACGUAAUUUGGGAUACGGUCCACAAGGGCCAGAUCCAGAUUGUGGAUGAGUUCAACCAGGUCGAUCUCAAUGAUAUUGAGAAAUUCUUGCGGCGUCCACUUGAAGUGCAAAUCUUGGGCGAUCCGUCCAGCGCAUCAGAAGGUCCCCUUGCGAAGGUCACAAUUCACCAUGCAAUUUACGACGGAUGGACAUCGGACCUUCUGCUGCAACAGCUGAACCAUCUCUACCGUGGCGAUCCGCUACCGUCUGUAUCACAGUUUCACAACAUCGUGCAAGAUUGCGAGGGUCUGAAGCUCGAGGGCUCCAUGGACGCGAAGGAAUAUUGGGCAGAGCAAUUGCGCGCAAGCACGCUGAACGGCCUGCCGAACUUCCGCACAAGACCAGUCAAGCAACCCCAAAUAUCCACAAAACGCACAAAUCUCAGUGCUUCCCUGCAAAAGGUCAGAGACGCAGGCGCGCGGUUAUCCUUGAGCCAUCAGGUUGUCUUUCAGGCGGCCCUUGCGUGGCUUUGGUCGAGCAUAGUGGGAGCCGACGACGUCAUCAUUGGCUCGGUAUUCUCGGGCCGUACCCUCCCUGUGGCCGGGAUCGAGAGCGCCAUGGGUCCUUUCAUGGCAACCUUGCCAUUGAGGGUGCAGAUUGGUCACUUUGGGAGUGUUGCGGAACUCCUGCAGGUGAUCCAAGCGAGCAACAGGAAUUCACUGCGGCACGGGGGACUGCCGCUGUCAGAAAUCAAAAAGGCAGCCGGGAUACCGCCACGGUCCAAGAUUUUCGAUGUCAUAUUCGCGUACCAGGAAUCACUCUUGAGCCGAAAGACUGAGAGCAGCGAAGUUCGCGAGAUCAACCACAAAGAUGCGGUGGAAGCAAAGCUUCUCGUUGAGGUUCAGCCGGUCGGUGACGGGUUUAUGUGCCAGAUGACCUGGCAUGAUGAUGUCUUUAACAGAGAGUUGAUUGAGUGCUUCAUUCAACAGUUUGAGAGCAUUGUGAAUCACUUCCUAGACUUUCCGGACAGCCCUCUCAACAGCGUUCAAGGAUGUUUUCCGGCUGCUGCGUUGUCCACAUUCAACCCGAAUCCUAAAGUUCUAGACGUACUUCCGAGUCUUGCCAGGCUCGUGGAGAAUACCGUGGAGCAUCAUCCGGAUAACAUCGCGAUCCAAUUUGCUGAGUCCAUCGACGGCGACCAGAUACGAUUGAAGAGCCUGAGCUACGCGGAACUAAAUAGUCAAGCCAACCAGAUCGCCAGGCAUCUUCAGAGCUGUGGUGUCAAGCCUGGAGACGUGGUAGCCAUUGUCAUGGAAAAGUCAUCCUUGCUUUACUGUAGCAUCUUGGCUAUCCUCAAGACUGGCAGCGCAUACCUCCCGAUGCUUCCCAGCACGCCAAUGCUGAGGAAGCAGAGGAUCAUCGAACAAGCCGUGCCUCGAGUUUGCUUGACCAGCAAGGGCCUUCGAUCCGAGCUCACCGCAGGACAUAUCAAGAACGUUGUAGAGGUCGAUCCCGGCCGCUUGUCCCACUAUCCAACGUCGAAUCUUGACAUUCAAUACGACCGCAAUGACCUCGCCUAUGUGAUCUACACAAGUGGCACAACAGGCGUUCCGAAGGGCGUGGCGGUAACAAAUCGGAACAUGCUGAGCAAUAUCAAGGCUUUAUCUGCAAUGUAUCCCCACGAACCGUCCUCAAGAAUGCUCCAGGCUUGCUCACAAGCUUUCGACGUUUCCGUCUUUGAGAUAUUCUUCGCGUGGGCCAACGGGAUGUGCCUGUGCUCUGCGACCAACGACACUCUCUUUGGCAACCUCAGCCACGCAGUGAACCUGCUGCGCGUGUCACAUUUGAGCAUGACAGUCACCGUCGCCUCUCUCCUUCAUCCCGAUGACGUUCCGACGGUCGAAUUCCUAGUCACAUCCGGUGAGGCCAUGACAGACGAAGUGCUCGCAAAAUGGUCUAGGCAGCUGUGGCAAGGCUAUGGUCCUUCCGAGACAACCAAUAUCUGCACUGUCCGCAAAGUACAAAAGGGAGAUUCUUCGCAAUUUCUCGGCUGGGCGUUUAUGAAUACGUCAACAUUUGUCUGUCAUCCUGGCACAAGCGAGUUGGUGCCGAUCGGCUGCGUGGGCGAGUUCUGCUUUGGUGGCGAUCAAGUAGCUGCUGGGUACCUUCAGAUGCCUGAGCUAACGGCGGAAAAGUUCUUUGACCACCCGAAGUUUGGGCGGCUCUACCGCUCAGGUGAUCGCGGCCGCAUGCUACCAGACGGUUCCCUAAUCAUCCUUGGUCGCAUCGACACUCAGAUCAAGCUCCGCGGUCUGCGUAUUGAACUGCAGGAGAUCCAGAGGGUGGUUCUCCAGACUGGCCUCGCGAAGACAUGCGAGGUUGUUGUUGUCAAGCAGCCGGGAAAAAAUAUAGAACAACUAGCUCUGUUCUAUGCCCCCUCGGACGAAGGCGCCGCCGAGUUCAGGAUUCUGCCCCUGCAGGCAGGUCUCGUUGAGGCAAGACGUACGAUACAGCAAGAGAUGGAGGCCGCGCUGCCAGAUUACAUGAUUCCCACGUUCAGCAUCCCGAUUUCCACAUUGCCCAGAACGUCAUCCGGCAAGGUCGACCGCCAGCACCUCAGAACAACCGUGGAGUCGCUUUCAGAAGCGGAUGCAGCGUCCUACAGUGCUCAAGCGGAGCUACAAAGGACGCCCUCGGAAUGGACCGAGGUUGAGAGACUCGUCGCCCAGGCUGCUGCGGACACUGCCAAUGUCGAUGUCAAGACAAUAACACAGUGGAGUUCCUUCGCCACGCUAGGCAUCGACUCAAUUCUGGCAAUGACUCUGGCUCGAAACAUCCAAGCUGUGUCACAGCGACGUGUGCCAUUGUCUUUGAUACUGAAGAAUGCAAGCGUCGGCAGACUGGCAGCUGUGCUUGGCACGCCCAUAACUCAAGGGCGUGACGAUCAAACUCAGGGACAUGGUCUGAGUCCAGCUAGAGAUCUCCUCCCUCUUGGGCUCGUCGAGGCUGUCAAACAGAAGAUUGGGUCGCGGUGGGGAGACAUCGAGUGUAUCCUUCCAUGCACACCGUUGCAGGAGGGUAUGCUCUUCUCUCAUGCCGAUUCGAGCUCCGGCAGUUCGUACUGUAACAUAAUGCUCUUCAAGUUGCAAGUCUCUGCUCAAGAGAUGCUCUCCCACUGGAAACGAGCCAUUGGAAGGCACGGCAUUCUGCGCACAUGUUUCGCCAGCACUGACAGCAUCUCGAAUGCCGUUGUGCAACUCGUUCUAUCGUCAUCUGAGCUGCCGUGCAAGCACUUUGAGUCUGUCAGCCUCCAACAGACGAUCAAAGAAAUUGAGCAGCUUCUUUCGCCUCCUGUGGAUUCGGGCAAGCCGCCCGUGUUUCUUGCCUCAAUCCAAACAGAGAAUAACGUCACUUACCUCUGCUUCGCAUGUCACCAUGCUUUGUACGAUGGAAUAUCCAUGAAGACUCUGUUGGCAGAGAUCGAGACUCUGGCGAUGGGAGGCUCUUUGCCGGCUCCAGUGCCUUUCGAGCGAUUCCUAGCGGAUGCGCUUGCACCUGUUCCCGGUGCAGACGAGUUUUGGAAGGAGCAAUUCGACGGCUUCGUGCCGUCUCUGCUCGAGCCCGAAACAAGUGGCAACGAGUCAGCGCCAACCACUAUUUUUGCCCAUGACGUGUUCCACUUAGUUAUGGCUGGGUGUAUCGAACAUCCCUACUCGCACAUCAUCACAAGAACAGACUUGCCCAAAGAGUUGCAAACUCGCUGUGGAGCACUGCACUUCCAAAGCCCGGCGCACUGGACAAACCAAACCACAAAUGUCGAGAACGAGACUUCUCAGUGGUCGCCAGCCGAGCGUAUCGUGCGCUCUGCGGUCGCACGACUGGUCAACCUGCCAGAGAGUCGCAUUGCGAGAGAAAAGCCGCUGUUCCACUACGGCGUGGAUAGUAUUGGCAUUGUGCAGAUUGUCGGGAUGCUGAAGAACAGCUCGCUGCAGGUCUCAGUUGCGGAUGUUAUGGAGAGCCCAACCUGUGCCAAGAUCGCUGCGCAAGCUGUCAACACCACGAGCCAGAGCGUCCAUGAUACUCAGCCAGAAUUCGAUUUCGACACAUUCAGAGAAGAAGUCAAAGAUCAAAUCGAGAAGGCAGAAGAGAUGGAGGAUAUACUCCCUUGCACCCCGAUCCAACAGGCCAUGCUGUCACAGUCUGCUACGUCAGACGAGAGGCUCUAUUUCAACUACGUCAGCUGGGAGCUUGAUGUUGGGGUUGAUGCACAGAGAGUCGUCGACGCAUGGAAAGAGCUCCGGAAGGCACACCAGAUCCUGAGGACCGGCUUCGUCCCUGUCAACAACGCGAAAGCUUCGUACGCAAUGGUCGUGCAUCCCGCCAGCGCGGUCUCAGGCUCUCAAGAGGAGCAGCAAAUCCAAUUACACACAGAUCUCGACAUAGACACAUGGCGGAAGAUCUCAGCAGGCGUGGUGUUCAAUGCCCUUUCAAGCCCACCUUGGUGCGUUGCCAUUGUUACACGGCAGUUGGAGCCAACAACGAUGAAUCUCGCAAUGCACCAUGCACUCUACGAUGCACAUUCACUUCAAAAGAUCUUGAACAGCUUGGCUAAAGCCCUGCGCAAGGAUGUAGACAUCCCACAGCAGAAAAUUCGGCCGGCACUCUCGAGGAUCAUGGCGACCUCGGAGGAUAAUUCCGGAUUCUGGAAGAACAAGGCAUCAGAAGUUGUCGUUAAUAAAUUUCCGACCAUGACGCCACUAGUCGAGCCUCGUGGCAUAUCGGCCAUUUCCAAGACGUCUCAGUUGGGCCUGUCGGAUGUGAAGGGCAAAGCCGCGGACCUUGGUGUUUCUGUUCAAGCAGCGCUGCAAGUUGCAUGGACUCGGCUCCUGUCCGCAUACCUUGGCGAGCCUAAUGUUACUUUCGGCGUCGUUUUUGCUGGCCGAUCUAGCGAUGUCGAUCUCGGUGCGGUCUUCCCCAUGAUCACGACCUUACCAGUCGUCGGCAGUGUCACUGACACGGUCCCGAGCCAGCUACAAAGUAUGAUGCAGUACAACGCGGGGCUACUUCGUCACUACAGGACUCCUCUGUCAGCAAUCCAGAACUGGUUGGGGAGACCAGCCGAGGCACUAUUCGACACGAUACUUGUCUAUCAAGUCUCGGCGACAGAAGAGGAGCGGCAACCUUGGAAUGUAUUGGACGAACGCGCCUCAGUCGAAUACACCGUGUCCCUCGAGAUCGAAGAGUCAGCGAGGGGUCUCCGCUUCAAUCUUGUGUUUGACACGAGCGUCCUUCCAUCUGCCCAGGCGGAGGUGCUGCUUUCUCAGUUCGACGCCUUGCUUGGUGACACUUUAAGGGCUGCCAAGCAGUCCUCAGCAUUGACUUCAUCUCCUUCACUGAGCACGGAAGUCUUAUCCAUCCUGCCAGCCGCGAAACCCACAAUGCCCUGCGAUGACGAACUGCUGCAUCGUAUGAUGGAAUCUUCAUCACGUAGAAACCCCGAAGCAGUUGCGCUUGAGUUCGUUGAAGAACUCAAAAACGCAGAACGCACGCGCCAGUGGACAUAUGCCGAGCUUGACAGUGCUGGCAACCGCGUCGCGAACUUCCUCUCGUCUAAGAACGUGCCUCAAGGCAGUAUCGUCGCUGUGUGCUUCAAUAAAGUCCCAGAGGCGUACUUUAGCAUCCUCGGCAUUCUGAAGGCUGGGUGCUGUUUCCUAGCGCUUGACACGACGGCGCCAGCGACAAGGCAGGAGUUCAUUCUCAAGGACUCCAAUGCGGCAUGUCUGAUUGUCGAGGACAUGAUAUUCGCUGGACUUGGAUUCGAGUCUCCAGUGCCUGUUUACGCCAUGUCUUCAGAAACGAUCAGUCAUUCAUCUGGGGCCACAUCACCGCUCGCCAGGGCAGUUUCUCCUUCAGACCCAUGCUAUUGUCUCUACACCAGUGGCACAACUGGCACGCCAAAAGGUUGCUUGAUUAGCCACGAGAAUACCGUGCAGGCCAUGUUGGCUUUCACGGAGCUAUUUAGCGGCCACUGGACAGAGAAGUCACGAUGGCUACAGUUUGCAUCCUUCCACUUUGAUGUAUCUGUCCUGGAGCAAUACUGGUCCUGGCAUGUGGGCAUUACUGUAGUGUCGGCGCCACGAGACCUGAUUUUGAGCAACCUGAUUGACACCAUUUCACAGCUCAAGAUCACACAUAUCGAUCUGACACCAAGUCUCGCACGAUUGGUCCACCCUGACGAUGUUCCCAGUCUCUGCGAAGGAGUGUUCAUCACUGGUGGCGAGCAGUUGCGCCAAGAUGUGCUGGAAGCCUGGGGGCCGCAACAAGUCAUCUACAACGCGUACGGUCCGACAGAGGCCACCAUUGGUGUGACCAUGUUCCAGAGAGUGCCCGCUAAUGGGAGGCCAGCCAACAUUGGCCGGCAGUUCCCCAACGUGGGUUCUUUUGUCCUCAAGCCCGGAACCGACGAACCCGUUCUCCGGGGUGCCGUUGGUGAGCUCUGCGUGUCGGGAAAACUUGUCGGCAUAGGCUACUUGAAUCGGCCUGAACUCACUGCCGAACGGUUCGCCUACCUUGAGAGGUUUGAUGAAAGAGUCUACCGGACGGGCGAUCUUGUCAGGGUCCUGCACGACGGCUCUUUCGACUUCUUAGGCCGUGCGGACGACCAAGUCAAGCUGCGAGGGCAGAGGCUAGAGAUUGGCGAGAUCAACCAUGCCAUCAAGUCGGGCCUUCCCUACCCUGCAGAUGUCGCAACGCUCGUGGCCAAACAUGGCGGCCAGCAAGACCGCGACCUCCUAGUCUCUUUCAUUACCAUUAGCGCGGACCGCGAUACCAAAGACGAGCUCAAGGUCCACAGGGACACUCACGCGUUCGAGAUGUCAGUGAUGGCUCAGAAUGCUUGCAAAGGACAAUUAUCAGGGUAUAUGGUACCAAGCUACGUCCUUUGUGUCCCCUGGAUUCCGUUGUCUGCCAACAACAAGGCCGACAUCAAGAGGCUGAAGACCUUGUUUCAGGAACUCUCCCUGGAGGAUCUGCGACAGAUCGCUUCAGGCACUAAGAGUGCGCAGCGGGCUCUGAAUUCUACAGAGACGAGGGUCGCAAGUAUUGUGUCCGACAUCACUGGAGUUGACCUGUCAGACAUCACCCACUCGUCCACGAUUCUGGAACUUGGCAUCGACUCAAUAUCUGUGACGAGGCUCUCUCGCGCGCUUCAGUCUGCAGGCUUCGAUCGUGCUGCCCCGCCGGUGCUCCUGAAGAAUGGACAGAUAGAACACAUUGCUGGCCUGCAGAGCGGAGGUACCCAGAGCGCACCCAAGACAGGGUCGUCAGAGACCGAGCAGCUAUUCCAAGCCUGUUAUCUGCAGAAUCUUGGUAUCACAUGUGAGACUCUAGGUGUCGAGGAAGACAAUAUUGAGUACAUUGUCCCCUGUACGCCUCUUCAAGAGGGCAUGAUUGCGAGAGCGCGAUCGCGUGCGGGCGGUUCCAGACCUUACUUCAACCAAUUCGAGGUCAAGGUCCGGCCAGAUGUCUCUAAGGCACGCCUCCGUGCUGCCUGGACCCAACUUCAAGAGGCGUCCGCCAUCUUACGGACAGCUUUCCUACAGACCAGUGAAGGCGUUGUCCAGGUCGCCUUGAAGCAUCAAGCCUUGCGCUGGGCAGAGGUGACGAGUACUUACAAGAGUUUGGAUGAGCUGAUUGCUAAGCGACACGCUGAAUGGGUCAGAGCAAAUGAGCCGACGAUCGCCCAUCCGUUUGAGAUUGAUUACAUCACCUUCGAUGACCAAAGCGUGCUUGUGAUCCGAAUAUUUCAUGCCUUGUACGACGCACACAGCUUGAAACUCAUGUUUGAGCGUGUAGCUGCAUCUGUGGAGGGAAAUCUUAUUGAUACGGGAGCAACUUUCCACGACGCGCUUCAGGCCGGGCCACUUUCUUCGGGCCCAACCUCUCAGCCCUUCUGGACAGGCUUGUUUCAAGGUUGGCAGGCAAAACCCCUUGCUAUCGCACCAGAAUCCGUAUGCCAAGAGGCAGCAGUUAUAUCAAGGAGAUUGAAAAUCGAUGGCUUUGAGGGAAGGCGAAAAGGUCUGGGCGUCACACACCAGACGAUGGUCCAAACCGCGUGGUUGGUCGCCCUUCAACAUUACCUUCAAGCACAGCCUUGCUUUGGGAUAGUCUACUCCGGAAGAUCCAUCGAUCUCGCAGGGGCAGACAACGUGAUUGGCCCUCUCUUCAAUACUCUCCCGUUUACGACUCAAAUCGGAAGCGACACGACAUGGGAUGGGCUGGCACGACAGGUUCAAGAGUUCAACGCUACAGUGCUCGAAUUCGUUCACACGCCAUUGAGGAGUAUCCAGAAGUGGUGCUCGAAUGGACGGCCCCUGUUUGACUCCCUGUUCACCUUCGACAGGGAAGAUAUAAUCAAGUCCAAGGGUGACGACCUAUGGGAAAUCUCAGCAGGCUCUGCAGCUCCAGACUACAAUCUGGCACUUGAAGCACUCCUCACACGCGAUGGUCACGUCGGUAUCACAAUCGUUGCGCAGCCGCAGACUGCUGACCAUGCUGCCGUGACGCACAUGCUUGACAGUCUGGAGAGCAACCUGCAGGCUCUGGUCACUUCUGACAAGGACACCCCAGUGCUGACGCGAAUGUCAAUCUUCGAUGGCCUCCAGGAGGAUGGUGCCUCUCGUGGGUCCAGGACCACCGGGGACCCCUCCCCUCGUUCUGUGUCACCAUCUACGUCCUCGGUCUCUACAUGGCCUGAGCAGGAUCAUCGCCUCCGGCAUGAGAUCGCCUUGAUAGCGGGUGUCAAUGAUGAAGAGGUUCUCCCUGGGAUGACCAUUUUCGAUUUUGGCCUUGACAGCAUCGAUGCCAUUCGUCUAGCUUCCAAGGCUGCUUCUUUCGGCUACCGCAUUUCCCCUGGCGAUUUGUUGAGAGGCAUGGCCAUCGACGGCAUACUCCUCACCGAAAGCACCUCUUUGAACUCGACCUCUACUGAAGACCCCAGCUCCACGGCACUCGAAAUCAUCAUCGCUAAGCUGAAGCGUAACCUGGAGCAGACAGGGCACGACUUGACGGAUGUUGAAGCAGUCCUUCCCACCACGCCAUUGCAAGACUCCAUGGUUGCCGAAAUGGUUCAUUCCGACUUCAAGCGGUACUUCAAUCAGGAAGUGUUUAGGAUUCCAGCUCAUGUCGACAUACACCGGCUGAAAUCCGCGUGGGAAGACGUCUACGAUAAGUCGCCCAUCCUCAGAACGACCUUCGCCGAGGUCGAUAGUCCCGAUGUAGUAUCCGCAUAUUGCCAGGUUGUCAAGAGGACCCCUCUCCCGGUUCAAGAGAUCCGAAUGGCUUCCGUAAAAGAUCUUGGUACCGCCUUGGACCAUAUUCGUGAAGAAGUCACCAACCAAGGUGGUGCCACAGGACUGUUCCGGCUUACAAUCUGCCACACUGGCAAUGACACCCAUGUCAUCGUCUCAGUGUCCCACGCUUUGUACGACGGGCAAUCUCUGAGCAUGAUAUACAACGAUGUCACGGCCUCUUAUCGAGGAAGUCAUGUUGACCGGCCAGACUACAAACCGCACCUCGCACGUCUUGUCUCGACCAAGCCUGAAGCAGCCGACCGUUUCUGGUCGAACUUUCUUCAUGAUUUACAACCAACAGCUCUGCCGGCCUUGCACGAUGAAGACGCAGUGGUUCGUCAGGUAUAUCGGCAAGAGCUUCCUUCCCGCUGUGAUGCUGCAGCUCUGAGGACAGCAUGCAGAAAGUUGGCUAUCACACCCCAGGUUCUAGCACAAGCAUCCUGGGCUGUGGUCUUGUCAGGCAUGGCUCAAUGCCUAGAGUCGACCUUCGGCCUUGUCCUCUCAGGUAGAGACACGGACAUGGCGCAGCAGAUGAAUUUUCCGACCAUGAACACUGUGGCCAUGCGGGUCGUCCUUCGAGGCUCCGUCAAAGGCUUCCUCCGUCAGCUGCAGACUACCAUGUCGCACAUCAUGGAGCACCAGCACACUCCACUCCGCCAGAUACAGAAGCUCGCACAGAGAAACGGGCAGCCACUAUUCAACACGUUGUUUGUGUUUCAAGUGGCUGCCGAGUCUAGCUCGGAACCUCCGCCUUUGAUGGAACCAGUUCAAGGCUCUUCGGCCGUUGAAUAUCCCAUCUGUGUCGAAUUUGAGCUGACCGAGCCACAUCCGGUUUGGCGUGUGGCGUGCGAUUCUCAUUAUGCAUCCGAAGAGUCCGCCAGCCGCAUCAUCAGGGAACUGGAUCAGGUCAUGCAGUUCUUCUGCCAGGAGUCCAGCGAACAGGACUUGCUCAGGACGCAGGCCGGGAGCGAGGAGGUCCUCGUGUGCGGUCUGAAAGGCUUCAUCCCCAGGCACACCUCGGUCAAGUCUACAUCAGUCUCAAGCCAAGCCGCCAGACAAUCCUCGGAGAGACGAGGAGAAGAGGAAUCUUCCGCCAAGAGAUUGAACUCCGAUCUGCUUGCGGUCAUCAGGGAGAUUUCGGGCGCUGAAGCAGGCUCGGUCCAAGGAAAUGAUCACGUUACAUCCUAUCUAGACUCGAUCAGCGCGAUCAAGGCUUGCGCCCUCUUACGAAAGCGCGGCAUCUCCCUUACGGUGCGCCAGAUGCUGAGCGCUGGCACCAUCGCAAGCAUUUCCGCCAUUGCCAAUAGCAGCGGGAUUGGAAGCAAGCAUUCCGAACCAGUGCUUGACACACUGAGCAGUGUCGAGUUUGCCAAUUUCUUGCGUAGUCUCAACUAUGAAGGUCUGCUUGAGCAUGCCUCGAUCUCGUCCGGCGCGGUCGAAAAAGUGCUGCCUGCGCUGCCAGUGCAGGUACACAUGCUCAGCGGCUGGCAGAAUACGAAUGGCGCGCUCUUCUGGCCAACCUUUAAGUACAAGUUGAAGGGAGCAGUCUCUCGCGAGCGCCUCGCGAACGCAUGGGAGCGGCUCGUGGCCGAGACUGUCAUGCUUCGAACCGAAUUCCUUGCCACAGGUUCGAGCAUCUCGCCAUUCCUUCAAGUCGUUCUUAAACCAAAUGGCGCAAAUGGCGAAGCCCACACUUUUCCCAAUGGCCCUUUGGCAUGCCAAGCAUUUUCGAGUCGGUAUGUCUGCUUCUCGGCCACCGCGCAGGCUGAAGGCGAUGUCUUUGAUAUCUCUCUCCGCAUACACCAUGCUCUGUAUGACGCGUUCUCAAUGCCGACGAUUAUGGGCAGAUUUAAGUCGCUCUGCAGAGACGAGAGCUCCGUCUCGUCUUUCUCGGACUACAAGCUCUGGAGUUCAUUUGCCAAGAUGCAUAUCUCGCCCAUGGUUUCAGAGAAGAAGAAGGCCUUCUGGACGUCAUACCUUCAAGGAAUGGGGCGCCCAACUGGGAUUUUGGCCAACAAAGCGUCAAGCACAGCCGAUCAGACCCAAUUUGACGCCGUGUCAGAGUAUCGCAAAUCUGCCAUGACUGUUUCCGCUCGUCUGGUCUCAAUCAUGGCUACUCGUGGGGUCAUGAUGCAAGAUUUGCUCUUUGCCGCGCAUGCAAAGAGCCUGGCCAAGACUCGUGGCAUAUCCGGAGACGGUGAUAUUGUCAUCGGCAUCUAUCUCUCAAACAGGUCAAACUUCCCCGGCCUUGAUGCGAUGCCCUGUCCAACGUUGGCACUCCUGCCACUGAGAGUCCGCAGCCCCGGUUCACGCCCUGUCUUGGAGCUCGCCAAGGAGAUCAGAAGAGAUAUCGGGGACAUCAGUGGGGUGGAGAGCAUUUCUGCAGGACUUUGGGAGAUUCAAGAGUGGACAGGCGCGGUUGUGGACACGUUCGUCAACUUCCUCCCAGCAAUAGAGGACAGCCGAAAGCCCGACCACAAAUCCGGCGUGAGUCUAGAGCUUGUGCCACAGCUUGAGGAUUCCAUUGCCUCGCAGAAACGCAGCUCAGCCAAGGAGGCCUAUCCUGGCAUGAUGGAGAUUGCGGGUAACCAUAUCAGGAGCAGUUAUCCAGAUGCUCUCGACGUCGAAGCUGCGGUCAGAGACGGCUGCUUGGAUAUCGGCUUGUUCUCCCAACCAGGCAAGCUGUCGCGUGACCAAGCAGUUCACUACAUUGACGAGAUUGUGAAAGUGCUAGGGGAGGUUGAGCUGGAAUAAUCGACAUCCCAUUUUGAUGUAAUUUUCUUUUUUCUUUUAUAGCUCUUUGAUUUCUCUCUUCGCCCGCACGCCUACGGCAUAGCCUUCUUUUUUCUCUAUUUUUUCUUUUUAUCAAGCAUUGGCUCGAUAAUAGAUUGUUAUAGACCAUCCACAAACACAACUCACCGUUCCGUGUUUCCUGUGCGGUUGGAUCCAAAGGAGGAACAAUACGAGAGUGGAUUUGUGUGU
Molecule: messenger RNA, 14478 nt
Organism: Microdochium trichocladiopsis
Lineage: Eukaryota; Fungi; Ascomycota; Sordariomycetes; Xylariales; Microdochiaceae
Product: amino acid adenylation domain-containing protein
Exons: 4
Coding region: 1-14250 (4749 amino acids)
Biological process (GO): amino acid activation for nonribosomal peptide biosynthetic process; secondary metabolite biosynthetic process
Cellular component (GO): cytoplasm
Molecular function (GO): catalytic activity; phosphopantetheine binding
Source: RefSeq, a predicted model, not a curated record